AUGCACAUGUGGUUUGACUUGACUGCUUUGUCUCGAUCAAUAUCACACGAGGAGGGAAUGGCAUCAUUGGGAGCGAGCAAGCGGUUGCAAAAAGAGUAUCUCAGUCUCAAGAAGAAUCCGCCGCCGUAUACGUAUACGAAACCUCUUGAGAGCAACAUACUUGAAUGGCACUAUGUGAUACGAGGCCCACCGGAUUGUCCAUAUGAAGGCUACUAUCACGGCAAGCUGAUCUUUCCAAGCGACUACCCCUUUAAGCCACCUCAGAUACGGAUGAUCACUCCCAACGGACGCUUUCAAACGGAUACAAGGCUAUGUCUUUCUAUGAGUGACUUUCAUCCUGGGAGCUGGAAUCCAGCGUGGCAUGUGGAGAGUAUAUUAAGUGGGUUACUGAGUUUUAUGUUAGAGGACACGCCGACGACUGGGAGCGUAAAAACAUCAACAGCAGAAAAGAGGCUAUUUGCCCAAAAAUCUCACCAAUUCAAUCUGUCAAAUCGAAAAUUCCAAGAGGUGUUUCCAGAAUUAUGCACUCCCGAACCCAACACUUCACUGUUCUUUAUGCCCACAACAACACCAUCUACUACAACAUCGAAUCCCACUCCCACAGUUGCAACACCACCAAUACAACCAGUGCAGGCUCCUAUAGUUAAAGAAGCAACAAAUGGUCACGCAUUACCGAAACCAGCAGCACCAAUACCGCCACAAAAUAAUAGACCUCGUACAGCCCUAAGCUUAAAUCACUGGUUUGGAAUCGCUGUUGUCUUGGUGCUUGCUUGGCUUGUGUCUUCUCGUGCCAUGAGUAAACUAGACCUCAUUUCGCCUGCAAUUGCAUUUAUGGAGGCAAUAGAAAGACUAAGAGCUCAUGUAGCGAUCGCAUCACCCGCUGGACUUGAUGGAAUUUCAUAUAAUCACAAGGCUGCAGUGUUGGUAGCCCUGAAACUAGAUCGAAACCAAGACCUACAAGUCCUAUUGACAGUGAGAUCGCGCCACAUGAGGACAUUCGCUGGAGAGGUUGCUCUGGCCGGAGGCAGACGCGAUUCUACCGAUGCAGAUGAAGUUGAGAAUGCCCUCAGAGAAGCGCAUGAGGAGGUUGGGCUGUUGGCAGAAUCUUGUGAGGUCUUGACAGUUUUACAUCCAAUGGUGUCUCGCAAUGGCCUGAUUGUCACUCCAGUCGUGGCACUUUUAGAUCCUGCUUACGUUGCCGUACCCAAUCCUUCAGAAGUUGGAGAAUGCUUUUAUGCUCCACUGAAGUCGUUCUUGACUGGAAAUGAAAGAUCUGGAUGGGAUCAUACAUGGCACGCUCGUAAUUGGCGCAUGCAUAUGUUUGACCUUUCAGGACAUAGAAUAGCUGGAUUUACUGCAGGUGUUGUUUUGGAAGUUGCCCAAAUAGCUUAUGGUCAGCGGGCUUCGUUUGGAGCUUAUGCUGACAAUGAGACGUCUAUACCCGACAUUAAAAUAAUUGAGAACUUUAUCGCAACGGGGGAUUUCGCUCGGUCGUCGAAACUAUGA
Messenger RNA from Synchytrium microbalum, 1506 nucleotides. RefSeq lists its product as uncharacterized. Gene Ontology annotation, molecular function: coenzyme A diphosphatase activity; acetyl-CoA hydrolase activity. The coding region runs from base 1 to 1506 and encodes 501 amino acids. The transcript has 13 exons. The record is from RefSeq and is a predicted model, not a curated record. NCBI's taxonomy places the organism in Eukaryota, Fungi, Chytridiomycota, Chytridiomycetes, Synchytriales, Synchytriaceae. Gene Ontology annotation, biological process: coenzyme A catabolic process.